AUGGAGGCGGAGGUUGACGACGCCGCUUGUCGAGCCGAGAUCCCGCCCAUGCUGUCGCAGGAGGAGCGAGACGCGUUGGCGUACACGCCGCGAUGUCAGCAGCGGUGGGGCGAGCGGCCGGACGAAGGCGCCGCGCCGCCGCCCACGGCGGAAGACAUCGAGGAGUUCCUCAAGGAGUUCGCGUGGCUCAAGGAGACGGAGCUGGCGCUGCAGUGCCUUUUUGAGGGCGAGUUCGACGUGCCCAAGGCCGUGGGAUUACUUCAUGCUGCUCGUCGACAACGGUACAAAGCGCGACGCGAUCGGGACGAGCGGCUGCCGUCCGAAGAGUUUAAAGAUGCCGUUGCAGCGCACGGCAAGAAGUUCCACCUCGUAAAGAAGGCACUGGGGGAAAAGGUGAUAACCCGCGAGGUCGUGAGCAAAUAUUACCUGUGGAAGCGCACGCCGGAGUUCAGAGAGUGGCGACUACGCCAGACGGUGAAGAAGACCAAGAAGAAAAAGAAGGAGGCCGAGCUGCUGCGUCAAUGGGGCGACGAAUCGGAUGAAGACUCGGAGACGAAGGCCUUUUUGGGCUACCACCACGAGCGCUGUGAGCUGUGUGCGACGGGAGGGAAGUUGCUCUGCUGCGAUGGCUGUGCUCGUGCCUACCACUUCAGCUGCGUCCAGCCGCCGAUCACUAAAAUACCCCGCCAAGAUGAAGACUGGUUUUGCGCGCACUGUCAGAAGGCGUUUGGUGGUCCAACGCCGAAGUUGGUGCCGAACGAGUACGGUUAUGCUACCGCUCCACUCCUUGGUGUCGCGCGCUCGUUGAGUGAGGCGAUCACGGACGUCAGCAGCUACGAGGACGAAGACGAAGACGAUGAGGACGACAACUCGGAUGAUGAGGGAGACGACGACGAAGGUGGUGCUGGAUCGGAAUCAAACGACGAGUUGGCGAGCGAGCACAGUAGUAACACGUCAGAUCGCCCCAGCACGGAAGAGUUGAGCUCGAACGCCGGAUAUUCUGGAAGCCAUACAGACAACGAGUCGGAUAGUACCGGUAUCAAAGCUCCGUCAUCUUCACCUGGAGCUCGAAGCAGUGGGCUGGCAAAACAAUCAAGUUCUGCAGAGGGAGGAUCGCCAGCGCAACAGCAGCAGCAGGUCAGAGAAGAAAUCAAGCCCACUGGGCCGUCGAGUGACUCAUCUCACGCUCACGCGGCAACGAGCAGGUCCGUGGCGCAUUCUGUCAAGUCGUCUCCAGCUGGCGUAAAGACACUUCCGCCCGUGCAGCCGGAGAGGCCGGGCUCGGGCAGGAAGCGUCAGCGGAAGAUGCAGGCACCGCGUCGUAUCCCGCCAUCCCGAUUCGACAGCUGAAUCCUGGCAUCAAGUGUUUUUGUUGUCCCUUCUCGUUUUAUUUUUAUUUUUCGUUUGCCGUAAUUCAUGGAGACUUCACUAGC
This is a messenger RNA of Phytophthora sojae, 1433 nucleotides long. RefSeq lists its product as hypothetical. The coding region runs from base 1 to 1350 and encodes 449 amino acids. Lineage: Eukaryota; Oomycota; Peronosporomycetes; Peronosporales; Peronosporaceae. The record is from RefSeq and is a predicted model, not a curated record. The transcript is spliced from 3 exons.